Molecule: messenger RNA, 801 nt
Organism: Neohortaea acidophila
Lineage: Eukaryota; Fungi; Ascomycota; Dothideomycetes; Mycosphaerellales; Teratosphaeriaceae
Exons: 2
Biological process (GO): regulation of DNA-templated transcription
Molecular function (GO): DNA-binding transcription factor activity, RNA polymerase II-specific; zinc ion binding
Source: RefSeq, a predicted model, not a curated record
CCAUCCGCGACAGCGGCAAACAAGCCUGCGAAUGUGCGAACGCAGAACGCCUGUGACGCAUGCCGAAUCAGCAAAUCGAAAUGCGACGGCGGUGUCCCUUGCGGACGCUGUCAAAGUAAGCAGCUGGCGUGUACUUCGUCCCGCCCCCACCCAAAGGCCAUGGGCCCGAUUUCAGGAGAACACGUGGCGACGCUCCAGGCGCAGCAACGGCGACUCACCCUCGCGGUGUCUGCAAUGGCCUCGGUGAUCAAGCAAGCCGAGUCGCGCGGCUUCGUCGAAGACGACAGUAAGAGCGGUGCCACGGUCGCGCCGCUGUCAUCUACGGAGAUGGCACAGACCUUGCAAAGAUUUGCGCCCGAAGACUCAAUAGCCGCCACAGUAGAUCCUCCCCCGGGAAACCUUGACUCGGAGUCUAAGAAGCGCAAACUCUGCGCGAGCAAUGGUCCGACUUUCGACAGCGACAUCCAAAUGGCGGACUACUCACAAUCGGGAGGUUCGGCGAAAGAUCCGCAUCCCUUUGAGAAAUUCGUCACGACAGUACAACGGCGCAGUAUCGGCAAUCCCAUGUCAGCGAAUCCCGUCUCGACAGCUGCGAACCAGCCUUUCUCCGUCGCCAAUGAAGGACUCGAUAUGAUGGACUCGUCCGUACCGGCCUUUGAGUUUCAUCCACAGCUCGCACCCUUUGUGGAUUUGAUCGAUUGGGAUGCAAGCUUGGAGCAUUUCCUUGACACUCAGUCCGAUGGAGAGAAUUCUGACUGGGCAAAGCUCGAUGCCUUUAAUGUUCCCGACACGACAUCUUGA